UGCUGGCGCCGCUGCUUUUUCCAGCGGAAGAGCCGCACCCCCGCGCCGUGGGUUGCCGCUGCCCGUCACCUGUCUGUGCGGGACCCAGGAAAUCAACUCAAGAAAAUGAAGCCUAAUAAAGAGAAGACCUGCACUAGGGAGAGAGACUAUGUGUACAAAUUUAGUGCUGGAAAUCAACACUUGGUGCUUACUGUGCCUCUCAGAUUCCCUGUGCAAGAGAAUAUUAGUCAUUUGCACGGACGCCUAAUGCUUCUGCACAACCUACCAUGUUUUAUAGAAAGUGACCUGAAGCAAUCUCUUGAUAAGUUCAUAGAAGAGGAAACUAUAAAAGAUUAUGAUACAGAAGCUGAAAUGGCUCUGGAAGCAGUGAAGUCAGGAAAAGUGGACAUAAACCAGCUGGCAGAUUCUUGGGCUAAAGCUUAUAAAGAGACAACGUUAGAAUAUGCAAAACCUGAAGAACCAAGCUGGGAUGAAGAUUUUGCAGAUGUUUAUCAUGAUCUGAUACAUUCUUCAGCUUCUGAAAUGCUGUUAAACCUGGAACACAAUUACUUUGUUAGCAUCUCAGAAUUAAUAAGUGAAAGAGAUGUGGAAUUGAAAAAACUACAGGAAAGACAAGGAGCUGAAAUGGAUAAGGUGAUGCAGGAACUAGGGAAGUCUCUAACAGACCAAGAUGUAAAUUCAUUAGCAGCUCAGCACUUUGAAUCUCAGCAGGAUUUGGAAAACAAAUGGACCAAUGAAUUGAAACAGUCUACUGCUAUCCAGAAGCAGGAAUACCAGGAAUGGGUGAUAAAGCUUCAUCAGGACCUAAAGAAUCCCAACAACAGCUCAAUCAGUGAUGAAAUUAAGGUUCAGCCCAGCCAACUGAGGGAAUCUGUAGAAGGAAAUGGAAGAAUUUUUGAAGAUCAAAGACUGUUAGAAGAAAGUUUUACUAUUCACUUGGGAGCUCAGUUGAAGACCAUGCAUAACCUGAGGCUACUGAGAGCUGACAUGCUGGAUUUCUGUAAACACAAGCGCAAUCAUCGCAGUGGAGUAAAGCUUCACAGGCUUCAAACCGCAAUGUCUCUCUACUCAACUUCUCUCUGUGGCCUGGUUUUGUUGGUGGAUAACCGAAUCAGUUCAUACAGUGGCAUCAAAAGAGAUUUUGCAACUGUUUGCCAAGAAUGCACAGAUUUCCAUUUUCCUGGAAUUCAAGAACAGCUCGAAAUUGUCCAGAAGGUUGUACUUAAGGCCAGAGCACAGCGUAGCAGUAAGUCGAAAAGACACCAUGAAAACAAAAGCAGUGGAAAUGAAGAUAAAUUAAAGAAUGCUGAAAGAAACCAGUCAAAUAUUUUGCCAGGAGAAUUCUACAUCACACGCCAUUCAAACCUGUCUGAAAUCCACGUUGCUUUCCACCUCUGUGUGGAUGAUAAUGUAAGAUCUGGGAAUGUAACUGCUCGAGAUCCAGCCAUCAUGGGACUCAGGAACAUCCUCAAAGUUUGCUGCACACAUGACAUCACUACCAUCAGUAUUCCUCUUCUACUGGUGCAUGAUAUGUCAGAAGAAAUGACGAUUCCAUGGUGCUUGAAGAGGGCAGAGCUUGUGUUCAAGUGUGUUAAAGGUUUCAUGAUGGAAAUGGCCUCGUGGGAUGGAGGAAUUUCUCGGACUGUGCAAUUCUUGGUACCACAGACAAUUUCUGAGGAAAUGUUUUACCAGCUGAGUAAUAUGCUUCCACAAAUCUUCAGAGUGUCCUCUACACUGACUCUGACCUCUAAGCACUGAAGUUUGUGCAGCAGCAGCAAGAUUCAUCCCCGUGACAAAGGAUGAGAUUACAGAGAUAGUGAACUGGAAUGUCUCUUUUCUGAGAGAUGAUGACCCUGAAGUGAUACUUGUGGCAAUUGCAAGAAUCAUGUUGUUACCAUCAUAAAAGACAAACAAGUUGAUUUUUGCCUCUUGCUUUGUUUCAGCAAAGUAUUUGUGUUGAAUUCCUCAACCUUUAUCUGAAGGAUGUUCAGUGUAACUUAUGUAUGCAAUCUACAGAGGUAUGUAGGUGAUCCUCAUACUUAAGCAGCAGGAGUAAGAGCUUAGGGUGGGAAUAAAAGCUGAGUGAGCUUCAGGUUGUUGACUUUUAAACCUAUUGUCUGAGUUUGCUCAGUGACAUGUCAAAAAUUAUGAACUUGGAGUAUCUUGGCUAUAAUUUGUCCCAGAUGUCUUUCCAGCAUCACAGUCACCACUAAAUAAAGUGCAUUAAUGCUUCAUUUUAGUGUUUAAAAAAUGAAAGACAUGAAACAAGCAUUGAACCUGCUGCAUUUUGUAAAUCUUGGAAAUGUAUUUAUACAAAAUCAAUCAAAAUUA
Pogoniulus pusillus (Red-fronted tinkerbird) is the source of this 2331-nucleotide messenger RNA. It is a transcript of the gene FERRY3, whose product is annotated as FERRY endosomal RAB5 effector complex subunit 3. Gene Ontology annotation, biological process: regulation of mast cell degranulation. Gene Ontology annotation, cellular component: cytoplasm. The record is from RefSeq and is a predicted model, not a curated record. Bases 106 to 1758 code for a protein of 550 amino acids. NCBI's taxonomy places the organism in Eukaryota, Metazoa, Chordata, Aves, Piciformes, Lybiidae. The transcript has 14 exons.